This is a messenger RNA of Polyodon spathula (Mississippi paddlefish), 857 nucleotides long. RefSeq names its product colipase-like. Gene Ontology annotation, biological process: digestion; lipid catabolic process; positive regulation of catalytic activity. Gene Ontology annotation, molecular function: enzyme activator activity; lipase binding. Bases 337 to 699 code for a protein of 120 amino acids. The transcript is spliced from 3 exons. The record is from RefSeq and is a predicted model, not a curated record. NCBI's taxonomy places the organism in Eukaryota, Metazoa, Chordata, Actinopteri, Acipenseriformes, Polyodontidae. Gene Ontology annotation, cellular component: extracellular region.
AGCCUGGGAUUGCUGAUUUUGUUAAAAUAAUCUAACAUCUGCUACCUUGCCUAGUAUCCACUUAGCAACUGCAUGGCAAUAAACUGGGAAUACAUUAUAGGCUAGAAUAAUAAUUUCAACAAACAAAAGAUCCUGGAAGGAUCCUGUUUGCUCUCGGUGAGAUUUCAACAUGUGCUGUUAAUAAUAUGUGCACGGUUUUAAACUUCUGUUCCCUGUGAGAUAAGAGGCGCUACCACGUGCAGGUACAUUAUAUAAGACAAAGUUUGAGGAACUGGAUACAUCACAUCAUCCUAUACCCAGCACAGCACCUCAGGGGAUACCCGAAGCGCCUUCACCAUGAGAACUCUUCUCGUCUUCCUCGCUUGCUCACUGGCUGCUGUGAUGGCAGCUCCUCCUCAAAACAAAGGCAUUAUCAUUAAUCUGGAGAACGGCGAGUUGUGUUUAAACAGCCUCCAGUGUAAAAGCUCCUGUUGUCACAGGACUUCAGGGGUCAGCUUGGCUAGAUGUAUCCAUUUAGCUGCCGACAAACAGGAAUGCUCUCCAAAGACUCUAUAUGGGACCUACUACCGCUGUCCCUGUGAAAGUGGUCUCAAGUGUAAGACUGACAUCAGCAUAGGUGGAUCCAUCACAAACACCAACUUUGGAAUCUGUUACGAUCCCAGUGAUGAGGCGCCCAGUGACAAGGCAGAGUCUUCUUAAACAGACACCCCCUGUCCCAUUGAACAGCACCAGCACUCUACUGCUAACACUGGCACACGGCUCUUCUCUUGAACACCACACAGCUUGAAUCCACCCACAACACUGGCAAUAGAGUGGAGUGACACCCCCCCAACCCCCCCCCCCCCUUACUCUAUCUA